AUGAAUGAGGAUUUAAUUAUGCUGGAAGGCGAUGGCUGCUAUACUAUCGUCAAUAAAAGUUCAAUUAUAUUUAAUAUAAAGAAACCAGAAUUAAAAAUGGGUGAAUCAGUGAAAUACUUAUGGCCGGAAGAAGCAGCAGUUAAAAAAACUUUCACUGGUAAAAUAGUUGCAUUUUCAUCUCAUGAAGAUGAAUUAUUAAAAUUGCGUGAGGAAAUGUUAAAUGCCGACCGGAAAACUAAAACCAAAAAGCGGAAAAUUGAAAAUCCUUCAGCAAAUGACGAAGCUUUUAAUAAAAAGCAGAUAAAGUCCAGUCCUCAUACUGAAAAUGUUUUGAAAAAGUUGGAUGACAUUAUACGCCUAAAUAAACAAUUGACAGUUGAGUUGGAAGAAUUUCGUGAAGUAAUUCAAAAUACAGAACUGACCUCAAAUGCUACUGGAAAUGUUUUAGACAAUGAAUUUCAACAAUCAGAAACUCUUUUUAUUGUCGAUAAAGAAGAAGGUCAGCAACCUAAACCAUUGCCAAUGGUUUUGAGGUCUGAACCAAAAGUGAUUGAGAGUUCCUUGGAAAAACCAAUGUUACCUUCCGCGUCCCCUUCUCGUGAUAUGAUGGAGGAUGAUGAUUUGGAGAAAUAUGUGGCAGAAGGAAUUGGCAUGGAAUCGGAUGAUUUAGGAAAUACAAAUAAAACAGAGAGUAUAUUUGUAUUUGUAAAAGAUACUGCAGGCAAUAAGGCAGAGGAAUUAAUGCCGAAUAGUAAUGUUUAUAUAGAAAAAUCAUCGUUUAGAGAUAUAAAAAAGAAGGCGACAUCUCAAACGUCACUUGCACGAUUCCUUAUGUGUUCCAUUUUUACCCAGAAAGCACUACAGGAACACAAAUUACCGGGAAUAAACCCCAAGGAAGAUGAGAAAGGAAUUUGUCUCCCACUUUCAGUUCCUAUUGAAUACACAGAAAAAGCUUAG
This is a messenger RNA of Leptopilina boulardi, 957 nucleotides long. RefSeq lists its product as uncharacterized. Bases 1 to 957 code for a protein of 318 amino acids. The record is from RefSeq and is a predicted model, not a curated record. NCBI's taxonomy places the organism in Eukaryota, Metazoa, Arthropoda, Insecta, Hymenoptera, Figitidae. The transcript is spliced from 6 exons.